AUACUGAGGACGCGAUUUCUUAUUUGGAGAGGGUGGAGCUUUGGAGUGAGACCCGAGGCCAAAACCCAAAGAGAGAAAAAGGAGCCUAAAUAAGGAUCAGGACCAAGGCGAAGGAAUUGUGAAAAAUGGAAGACAGUACCACAGACACAGAAAAAGAAGAGGAAGAGGAGAAAGAUGAAAAGGAUCAAGAGCCCAUUUAUGCCGUAGUGCCCACAAUUAACAUUCAAGAUGAGCGGUUUGUUGAGUUAUCUGAAACUCCAGCUUUUAUUUUUCUGCAUGAGUUACAUGCUACAGGAAAACUUCCUGGAACCAGAAUGGCGGAGUUAAAAGCCAAGUAUACCUUGCUGCAUGAUACCGUGGUGAGCACACAAGAGUCAGAGGUCCAGCUGCUACAGAAUGCCAAACGCUUCACUGAGCAAAUACAACAGCAGCAGUUUCACCUACAGCAAGCUGAUAAAUUUCCAGAAGCAUUCUCCACAGAGGUCUCCAAAAUGAGAGAACAACUUCUCAAGUAUCAAAAUGAAUAUAAUGCAGUGAAGGAAAGAGAGUUCCAUAAUCAGUACAGAUUAAGUAGCUUAAAGGAAGAAAAAAUGCUCAUAGCGAAAGAAUUUGAGAAGAUACCUAAGCCAGGAGAAAUGGAGAAGAAGAUGAAAAUGUUGAAAGAAAGCACUGAAGAAUUACGUAAGGAAGUAAUGCAGAAGAAAUUAGAAAUUAAAAAUUUACGGGAAGAUUUGUCAUCUAAACAAAAACAAUUACUAAAGGAGCGGAAGGAACUGGAAGAAUUGAUGGAAUAUCAGGUCGUCCUAAAGGAUGAAGUGGCCCGCCAUCAAACUAUUCCUGUACAAAUUGGAAAAGAGAUAGAAAAAAUAACACGCAGAAAAGUAGAAAUGGAAAAGAAGAAAAUUGUCUUGGAACAGGAAUUCAAAGAGCUAAAUGAUGCCCUAAAGAAAGUUGAAAACAAAGUCAGUGCUAUAGUGGAAGAGAAGGAAGAUGUAAUAAAGGAAGUUGAAGGCAAACGAGCCUUACUUGAAAUCAAAGAACGAGAACAUAACCAGUUGGUCAAGCUAUUGGAAUUAACCAGAGAGAAUGAAGCAACUUCACUAACUGAAAGAGGAAUCUUGGAUCUCAAUUUACGAAACAGUCUCAUCGAUAAGCAGAACUACCAUGAUGAGCUUUCUCGUAAGCAAAGAGAGAAAGAACGAGAUUUUCGAAAUUUAAAAAAGAUGGAACUACUCUUAAAAGUGUCCUGGGAUGCUCUCAAUCAAACUCAAGCAAUGCAUCAAAGGCUUCUAUUAGAGAUUGAAGCUAUCCCUAAAGAUGAUUCUACAUUAUCUGAGAGAAGGAGAGAGCUCCACAAGGAAGUUGAAGUAGCUAAGAGGAAUUUGGCCCAACAGAAAAUUCUAUCAGAAGUAGAAUCUAAGUUACUAGAACAGCAACUUGCAGAAGAAAACAAGCUUUUAAAGGAGCAAGAAAACAUGAAAGAGCUGGUAUUUGCCCUUGUCCGUAUGACUCAAAUGAAAAUUGACGAAAAGGUGCAAAAGUCCAAGGAUUUCCUGAAAGCUCAGCAAAAAUAUAACAACAUUGUUAAGGAAAUCAAAGCAAAGGAUCUCGAAAUCAGUAUACACAAGAAGAAAAAACGAGAAAUUCAUCGGAGACUCAGAGAGUUUGCUAAACUGUAUGACACUAUUCAAAACGAAAGAAACAAAUUUGUUAACUUACUUCACAAAGCUCAUCAGAAAGUAAAUGAAAUAAAGGAACGACAUAAAAUGUCAUUAAAUGAACUUGAAAUUUUAAGAAAUAGUGCAGUUACUGAAGAAAGAAAGCUACAAAAUUUCAUGCUGAAACAUGCCAACAAUGUUACCAUCAGAGAGAGCAUGCAAAACGAUGUGUGCAAAAUUGUAUCAAAACUUCAGGAAAUGAAAGAGAAGAAGGAAAUCCAGUUAAAUAACAUCGACAGGCUUGCCAAUACGAUCACAAUGACGGAAGAGGAGAUGGUGCAGCUUCGCAAAAAAUACGAAAGAGCCGUUCAGCAUCGAAAUGAAAGUGGCGUUCAGCUGAUAGAGCGAGAAGAAGAGGUGUGCAUUUUUUAUGAAAAAAUAAAUAUCCAAGAGAAGAUGAAAUUAAAUGGGGAAAUUGAAUUACAUGUCCUGGAAGAAAAGAUCCGAUUCCUGAAACUAAAGAUUGCCGAGAAACGAAGACAGAUUCAUGUGACCCGAAAAUUAUUGCCAACCAAGAGGUCCCUGGACGCAGACAUAGCCUUGCUCCAGAUUCAGUUUUCACAGUGCACAGACAGAAUAAGAGACCUGGAGAAACAGUUUAUAAAUCCUGAGGGUAAGGACAGAGCUCGCCUCCUUCCAGGGAAAGAUCUGACCGAAAAAGAAAUGAUCAAAAAAUUAGACAAGCUGGAACUGCAGCUGGCCAAGGAGGAGGAGAAGUUACUGGAGAAGGAUUUCAUCUACGAACAGGUCUGCCGGCUCACAGACAGGCUCUGCAGCAAAACACAGGCCUGCAAGCAGGACACGCUGUUCUUAGCCAAGAAGAUGAAUGGUUACCAGAAAAGGAUCAAGGAUGCUACUGAAAAAAUGAUGGCUCUUGUUGCUGAGCUGUCCAUGAAACAAGCCCUGACCAUUGAACUCCAGAAGGAAGUCAAGGAGAAAGAAGAAUUCAUCUUCUCUUGCAAUUCCAGGAUAGAGAAGGGUCUGCCACUCAAUAAGGAGAUUGAGAAAGAAUGGCUGAAGGCACUUCGAGAUGAAGAAAUGUGUGCCUUGGCCAUUGCUGAGAAGUCUCGGGAGUUCCUGGAAGCAGACAGUCACCAGCUGCCCAAUGGAGUUUACACGACUGCAGAACAGCGUCCAAAUGCCUACAUCCCAGAUGCAGACGCCACUCUUCCUCUGCCAAAACCAUAUGGCGCUUUGGCUCCUUUUAAGCCCAGCGAACCUGGAGCCAAUAUGAGGCACAUAAGGAAACCUGUUAUAAAGCCAAUUGAAAUCUGAGUAUGUGAACCAGUCCAGGCCUCUCAAGUAGAGGACUUCAAACAGGCUUCCUUGUACCCACACCUGGAAAAUGUAAGAACAGUUGUAAAAUUACAGAUAAAGAAGGUAACCACAAUUAACAGCAGAGUAGAACAUGGCUUCCAUUUACACCAACUAAAUUUUACAUAAUGUUGAAGACGUAAAAUUGUCUUACAAUUAAGUCAAACAAUAUAUUUGAAUUGCUCAUUUCUUUUUUACUCUUUAUAUUGAUAUUUCAGAAAUACGUAGUUGGCAAGAUGCUGUAAAAAUGCACUAAAAAUAAUUUUCAAUGAA
This is a messenger RNA of Propithecus coquereli (Coquerel's sifaka), 3305 nucleotides long. It is a transcript of the gene CCDC146, whose product is annotated as coiled-coil domain containing 146. Lineage: Eukaryota; Metazoa; Chordata; Mammalia; Primates; Indriidae. Gene Ontology annotation, cellular component: cytoskeleton. The record is from RefSeq and is a predicted model, not a curated record. The coding region runs from base 126 to 2993 and encodes 955 amino acids. The transcript has 19 exons.